This is a messenger RNA of Clonostachys rhizophaga, 1500 nucleotides long. The record is from the annotation of a GenBank genome assembly. NCBI's taxonomy places the organism in Eukaryota, Fungi, Ascomycota, Sordariomycetes, Hypocreales, Bionectriaceae.
AUGGAGUGUCAAGUUCUCAGCACUUGGAACCAGUGCGCGCCAAGAGGCUAUGUCCGGCAGUGGUUUUGUUUCCCUUGCCGACAAGACGUCAACCUCAAAAACCUCAGAAAUCAUCUGGUUAUCUGCUUGGAGCAACUCUCAGCACAGUUUCCAUUCAUCAAGAAACGUGUAUGUCUCCUUUCGAACCCAGCAGGAUAUGUGGCUUUUGGGCCCGAAGAGUUCCCACAAGUCCCACUCAAGGUUCUAGAUCAAAGAAACACGUUUGCCUUCACCUAUGGAGAACUGAAAGCGCAAGGAUUCCCAGCCAAGGCGUUUGUGGGACCCUCGUACGGAGACCUGCCAUACUCGCUAGCGCCAGGCCAACCGGGUGUUCCCGUGUUUGAGGUCCACGCGAGAGUACUCAAAGGUGGUUUGCUAUUAUGCAACUACUGUCACCAUUCGGUUACGGACGGCCUUGGGGUGGAUCAUUUGAUGCGGACUUUUGCUGAGCUAUCUCGACUUUCGACAGAGGAUCUAUCGGUUAAGAGACCGGUAGACGUUCAUGUUGAUAUACCGCAGAAAGUCAUUACUGACUUUAAGCCGGAACUUAAGUCUAUGAGAUAUGAGCAGUUGCUGCGGUUGUGUCCAGAAUAUCGACAGUUGCGGUCACCUACAGGGCCGACCCAGUGUCUCAUGAAGCCCGACGGGAUUCCGUUGGCACAGAUCCAGAAAAUCGGUCAAACAUUCGUCUUCAGCGUUAAGAAACUGGAGGCACUUCAAAAGGGAAUCCUUUGCAGCAAGGGUGGAUCAUGUCGAAAACGUUCUCCAUCCAAAUUCACAUGUCUUGCGGCGAUUACCUGGGCACACGUUACAAAGGCUCGUCUAUCUAUGGCCAGGCGCCGGUCUCAGAGCUCUUCGGUGUCUUAUCCUAAGAGGAUUCGCAUCAUGCUCUGUAUCAACUGGAGCCAUCGCGCAUUUGGUGACAUCAUGGGGCACGCUUCCGGCAACACAGUGGCACUCCCCGUCUCUUCUAUUGAUACCGCCACUAUCCUUGCUGCGUGCAGCACCAACAGAGCAGAGUCAUUCCAGGCGUUGAGUGCUAUCUCUCACACUAUCGAGUCGACUGUGAAUAGUGUAGACGAGGAUUUUGUGGCCCUACGAACAGCGAUGUUCCGCGCAAGUCCUGAUCCACGAUAUAUCGGGAUAGAUCUUGAUCCGCGGGACCCUUCAACAUUUAUCUUCAAUACAUGGCGACAUUACGGCACCGAGGUACACAAAUGGGGACUUCCAGGAUUAGGCUACGAUGGAGAGAAUCAGGACGACAGCCAAACCGGGAGAGGUGCCUCUCCCGAUGCCAUUAGGAGAUCUCAGUCAGAGUGGAAUAUGGGUGCCGGACUUAUACUACCAGCAGGAAACGAUCCUAACAUCUUUGAAGUGUUAGUGACUUUGGCAAUCGAUGAGAUGGUGGAAUUAUGCGCCGACCUGAGUUGGAGGCAGCUGGUGGACAGGGUAUUAGAGUAA